Porites lobata is the source of this 352-nucleotide messenger RNA. The record is from the annotation of a GenBank genome assembly. Lineage: Eukaryota; Metazoa; Cnidaria; Anthozoa; Scleractinia; Poritidae.
AAAGGGACUGAACAACAGCAAAACAAAACAAAAGCCUAUCUCUACCAUACACAACAAAACACUCUUUCGUUAAUACGGUAUAUGCCCGUGUAAACAUUUCAUGAGAGAAAAAUUACAAGGAUGGUAUGCAGGAGAAGUUGAGAAGAAGAUAAACGCUGGGCAAAACACCAGUGACAUUGCAAUUGAGAUGGGCAUUCCAGUUAUGCGUGAGCUUACCUCACGUUGGUUGAUCGAUUUUUAUCAAUACGUCAAGAAAAAUCCCGCGAUCAUCGACAAUGGAUGGAAAAUAUGCGGCAUCACAGACGCCCUAGCAAAUGGUGUUCCUUCAGAUGACCCAUUCGCACCAAUCUGA